Messenger RNA from Linum trigynum, 1470 nucleotides. Lineage: Eukaryota; Viridiplantae; Streptophyta; Magnoliopsida; Malpighiales; Linaceae. The record is from the annotation of a GenBank genome assembly.
AAAAAAAGAAGACAAUAUGCACUUGUAUAGUCAAAACUUUCGUGUUUGUGCCAAUAAUAAUUAAAUUUGGAGAAAUACUACUUAGCCACUUUCGUCCAAUUUUUUAACGGUGUUAGCAUUAAGUGUGACCGGACAAACGGAGAUGUCAAUGUGGUAUAGUACUACUGGCUAAUUUUGUAUGUAUGAUAAUAUGAAAUAAAUUAAAAUAUACAAAAAUACAAAAAAAAAAAAAAAAAGGGAAAAAGCACUUCUCUAUCUCUCCUAAUCUUCCCCAAUGCCGUCCAACUUCCUUCUUCCUCCUCCUUUCUUCUCCGAUUCUCCUUGCAACCAUAAAACAAUAAAAUAGGUGGUAGGGAAAGCAGAAUAUGAAGAAGAGGGCAUCGUUGAUCAUGGAGGAGAGACGCAACAAUAUAAGGACCAAUCGACUGCACCGCAGAUCCGUUUGAGCUUAGAGAUUGAAAAUGGCAGCCAAGCACUCCUCCGACAAAUAUGAGUCGUCCCUUGCUUUGAUUAGCGACGAGGUGGAGAAUUUGGACUUGAGGUGGUGAUGUUGAGAUUUUGGCGUCUCUCGAUCCAUCAGCAGCAGUUAAGAAGCGGAGAUGAAGGUUGGAGAAGCAAGCAUCGUCGGAUCCAGAUCUGAUUUCCAAGAUGAAGGACUCAUCGUUGCCUCCCAUCCCUUCCGCCGCGUUGUCCAGAUCUAAUUUCCAAGAUGAAGGACUCGUCCGAGGGUUUCGAUCUGGAUUGGAGUGCAGACGCCAUCGCCGACAGGAACUUUGUUAUGCGAUUUCAUAUUUUGAUUUCGGUGGUGGGUCUGGCAGUGGCGGCGUAUUUGGGGGGCGUUUCCGGCGGAGAAAUUGGAAGCAACGGGCAGCGGAAGUCUCCGUUGGACUGGGUUUGAGAGGUGAAUAGAUGGAGGGAUGGAUUUUUGUCGGCAUCGGCGAAGGAUCCAAAAGUCCGGGCAAGUAGCAGUACCGGUUACGACUGCUUUUUUGUAGCCGCCGAUUCGAGUUCCGACGAUGGUGGUUGAUUCAGAUGAUAAGGGUUUCGGAAAAGAAGCUAGAGGAUUUGAAUCGAGUUUCAUCGAAAGACGAUGGGAUGGGAUUAGGUGCUAACCCUUAUAAGGGUUAGCACCGUGAUAACUAGCAAAAAACGCUACUAAAAAUAACGAAAUCACUACGGAUUAUUAUAAAAUCAAUACAACAUCUAAGCUAAAUCACUACUAAUUCAAACUAGUAGUAGUUUUUCCAUUGGUUAGGACGGUGCUAACUAUUAUACAAUUAGCACCGUAGCCGUUCCCAAAGACGAUGAUGAUACCCGAGUUUCAAAAUCAACGAGAAUUGGGGAACUCGGAGAUAUCAUAUGGUACUGGAGAAGAGAGGGUGUUAGGGAGAUGAAGAAAUUGGGGAAAAUUAAAAUAAUUUUUUUAUUAAUUUAUGACAUGUAAUUAUCAAAUAAAUUUUAAUAGUGACG